CGCUGCGGCUGUCAGUUACAGUUUGGUUUGUGGUUCGGUCGAACAUGGCGGCAGACGGAUGGAAAUACUGAUGACAGUCCGAAAAAUCGCCUCGAUUUGUACGAUGUUUCAAGCACAGAUUGUGUUUAGGGAGUAUCCCCUAUCCUACCGCUGAACUGCAGAACAUGAACCGAGAAGAGAAACUGUGGGCAGAACAUUUCAUUAAAACCCAGACUUCCUAAACUCGAGCUUCGAGGUUACUGUAGGUUAUUCAUCGUGAACUUAAAACGAACAGGGCGCCAAUGCCUCUGCUUUGGAGAAAGAGAUUGGACCGGAACAGUUCCCUGUAAAUGAACACUACUUUGGCUUGGUCAACCAUCGCCACACAGAAGAAGAAGGUGGGAGUCAUCCCGCCCAAGAAGUUCAUCUCCAGAUUGAGGAAGGAGAAUGAACUGUUUGAUAACUACAUGCAGCAGGAUGCCCACGAGUUCCUCAACUAUCUGCUAAACACUAUCGCUGAUCUACUGCAAGAGGAGAAGAAGCAGGAGAAGCAGAAUGGCAAACUGCAGAACGGGAGUGUGGAGAGCGAGGAGGGGGACAAACCCGACCUAACUUGGGUCCACGAGAUCUUCCAGGGAACGCUCACCAACGAAACCCGCUGUCUGAACUGUGAAGCGGUCAGUAGCAAAGAUGAGGACUUUCUGGACCUUUCGGUAGACGUGGAACAAAACACUUCAAUAACCCACUGUUUAAGGGGUUUUAGUAACACGGAGACGCUGUGUAGUGAGUGCAAGUAUUACUGUGAGCAGUGCCGCAGCAAGCAGGAAGCACAGAAAAGAAUGAGAGUGAAGAAGCUGCCCAUGAUCCUGGCGCUGCACUUGAAAAGGUUUAAGUACAUGGAUCAGCUGCACCGAUACACCAAACUGUCGUACCGCGUGGUCUUCCCCCUGGAGCUGAGACUCUUCAACACCUCCGGAGACGCCACCAACCCCGACCGCAUGUACGAUCUGGUGGCUGUCGUCGUGCACUGUGGCAGUGGUCCUAAUCGUGGCCAUUAUAUCACGAUUGUGAAGAGCCAUGGAUUUUGGCUGCUGUUUGAUGACGACAUUGUCGAGAAAAUAGAUGCUCAAGCCAUAGAGGAGUUUUAUGGGCUCACGUCUGACAUUUCAAAAAACUCAGAGUCCGGAUAUAUCCUCUUUUAUCAGUCACGGGACUAAACCAUAGGAACAGAGUCUGGUCCUCCUGGGCGACUUGGGGAGGCCCACUGAGCCAGGAGAUAUGGUGGGGGGGCAGGAGGGGGCUGGCAGGAAGACCCGAACCGGAGGGGCAGAGGAGUGGAGCGCAGAGCAGUGCACGGCUUGAGGGAGAAUCCCUGUUCUUCAGUGCGUACAGUGAAACUCACUUAAUAGAAUUGCUGGUUUAAAAGAAUCAACUGAAUAUUGUAAUCGAAAAUAUUUUCCCAACACAAAAUAAGCCCAUUUUAUUGAAACGGCUUAAACCACUUACUGUGAUCAAAUUGCCUCUCAGCUUGUCUGUGUUUCGUCAGUCGUCCGUUACCCCCCAAAAGAAUACCUCAUUUGUUUGAAUUUGGCAAAUCACAAAAUAGUGUGCUGACAUAGUGAGGAAUUUUAUUCACCAAUAUCAACAUUUCACUGUUAAUACAACUAGUUUCCUCUGCGUAACCUGAAAUGCUGCGGUACACUGAAUGAUUUUAGUUCUAUGUUUUCUCAUUUCUUCCAAGAAAUGAACAUACCUCAUAAUUGAAUCAAUCAGAGGAUAAAAACUGUUUACUUGAUCAUUUUGUGAUCAAAACAACCACAAACGUGAUCACAUUAAGAGACUUUCACUAGUCCCUGUUUUGAGGUUCAAGUUGAAGUCGAUUCCAUAAAUCUUCCCUGUUUUGUAGUUCCAUUCACUACAUAGGUCUCCAAUGUACAGUUUGGAAAGAAAUGAUAGUUAAAUUGAGUUGCCAGUUUUAUUGCCUUACAGAAAGUCAGUUACUGCUUUACUUUCUCGCUCAUUUGACCCUAGCAAUGUUUUCUGGGUCGAAUCAUGUUACUGACUGAAAGCAUGUCAGUCAAUAGGGGAAGCAGCUGACUAGGUAUUGACAUGGAAGAAGCCAGUGAAGGGGUGGGGAUGAUUUCACAAUCUAGGUGAAAUUGACCCAGGAAGUGGACGUCCUUGAAAUCCAGCGUUUCUUUACCAUAGUUUAGUACCAGAUGUCUGUUCUAAAAUGAAAUUAUGUUUACUGAAAUAUUAGCUUCUUUCAAAACUGCCCAUUUAAGACCGAGAUAAUAAAUGGAUAUUCACUGCAGAGAGAAUGCAUGGAGCGCUUUUGUUAGAUACUCUCACUUUAGCCAUUUGCUAGGACAUUUUUAUUUUAAUUUUUUUUAGAUGUACAAAAUAAUUGAUUCAGCUACUUUUAUCAGAGAAAAAUCUGAACAUUGUAUCAUUUUGUUAAUAAUUAGUUAUGGUAAUAUGUUAUUUUAAGCAGAUGUUUUAUAUUUGGCACAUUGACUUAAAUGUUCAAUUUUGAUAUGUAAGUUAUAGUCUGAUAAUAAUAAUGACAAAAGGUUUAUUGAAUGUGCCCUAGAGUUCACAUUCAGCCUCCUCUUGUAUGUUUGGUUUCUGGUGAUGUGUAUAGAAAUGUGUCAUCGCUCUUUUUCUUUCCCCAGGGAGUCGCCUGCACAGCAUGUGAUUUAUUUGCUUGACUUAAGUUAUGAUGUGAGAUUUUCAAGGCUUUUUAGUGGGGUCACAACUUAAAUUAGGUUGAGAUUUCCUCAUAGUUUUACAUGCUGUAGAACAUUAUACACCAUGGCUUGCUGAUUCAUUAUUUCGUAUAUAUGUGUGUGUGUGUGUGUGUGUGUGUGUGUAUAUAUAUACACACACACACACACACACA
Messenger RNA from Polyodon spathula (Mississippi paddlefish), 2881 nucleotides. RefSeq names its product ubiquitin carboxyl-terminal hydrolase 12-like. The record is from RefSeq and is a predicted model, not a curated record. Lineage: Eukaryota; Metazoa; Chordata; Actinopteri; Acipenseriformes; Polyodontidae. The transcript is spliced from 10 exons. Gene Ontology annotation, biological process: protein deubiquitination. Gene Ontology annotation, cellular component: cytosol; nucleus. Gene Ontology annotation, molecular function: cysteine-type endopeptidase activity; cysteine-type deubiquitinase activity. Bases 330 to 1196 code for a protein of 288 amino acids.